UUUGUCUGUAUUUAUUUUCUUCUUGUGUUGCUGCCUAUUGUACUUCCUCCUUUUGUCGCUCAUUCGCUCCUUCUCUUUGUUUUUUUAACCCCUCUGCAGUCCUUUAUAGACAGCAAUGGCUCUAAUGGCCUGUCAUAUACCAGCAUCUUCAAUUUCCUCCUCAUUUUUCUCUAUCAACAUUCUUGAACUUAAAUGGGCUUUAUUGUUUCCCCAGUAUUUAUUGUCCAAAGACAAAAUAUUUGUCGAUGAUUUUGAGGAAUUGGGUCUUGGAGUAUGCGUUUGGUUAAAGAAAUUCAUCUGCAAUACUGAAGUUCUAGUAUUGGAAAAUGGCAGCAUCUUUGGAGGAGCUACUUGCGGAGGAAGGGUUUAAAGGGAAAAGAUUGGGGGCUUCACGGUUAUCCACUUCCCGAUCACAGACUGUAAGUAUGCCUCUGUACCCAUAUCGUGAUCAACACAAGAAAGAUUCUCCAUCAGGUAGUAGGAUCAGAUCCAGAAUUAGGAUAGACAGGUCUAAAUCUAGUAUAGAUCAAUACAUUUCAAGAGGUAUAUCUCCAGGAAGUGAAACUGUUGCAGGUAGGAGACCGAGGGAUGACUUUGUCAGGAGAAAUAAGUUAGAUGAAAGACCAAAGAGAGAAAAUAGGGAUACAUUUCAAAGAAGAGAUUCGAACAAUGCGCUAGAAGGCGAAAGACUGGAUAUCAAUUCGUUGGAAGAUAUUCAAGGAAAUGAGAUCAUUGAGAUUGGUGUGGUAGAAAAUGGAAGGCCAAAGCACAUGUAUUCCAAUCAAAUAUAUAACUCAGAUGAGAGUGAAAAAAAUUCCAGAGGGAAGGAGAAGUACAAAGAGAGGUCAGGGAUGGAAUUACUGGUAGAGAGGAGACUUGGCAGCAAUUCGAAUAAGAACCUACAUAUAAGUUCUAGUGUUAACUAUAGGAAAAGCAUGAAACAGCCUGAUAAUUCUUAUGACAGUUCUGUUAGGCAAUCACAAAAUAGGAAAAGCAUCAAAGAUAAUCAGGGUCGUAAGAGUGGUAAUCUUCUAAUGCCAGCUUCUGAGCCUGCCCUUGAUGAUGCUGCAAUUCAAGCCAUGAUCUCCAUCCUAAGUGGUCAUAUGAAACAUUUUUUAAAAGAUGAGGGCUUCCGCACCACACUUCACCACAAUUGUUUCUCUCCCCUUAAAUUUGUUGCCUCAGAAGAAAACCAUAAUACUGAGAGCAAGGUCAUAACCAACCUUGAACAAGCAGUUGAAACAAUCGAAAGAGCUGCUGAGGGGUCUGGAAGUCAUAAAGAUCUGAAAAAAGCUUUACUGCAGCUUACCGUGAUUACAGGUUUGAAUUCAAAUGAUUUGAAAGAUGGGGUUACUUCUGGGGUUCCGAAUUCCAGCCUGUCAUCUUGUGCUCAUCUCUAUCUUAGUGUUAUAUAUAAGCUGCAGAAGAAGGACAGAGCUUCAGCAAAGCAUCUUUUGCAAGUGUUCUGUGAUUCACCUUUCCGGGCACGGACAAUUUUGUUGCCUGAGCUAUGGGACUAUCUGUUCUUCCCACAUCUUUCACAUUUGGAUACUUGGUAUAAUCAGGAAGCUGAAUCUUUAGCAAAUUCACCGAGCAAGUCCCAAAAACUGAAACUUCUUGAGAAAUUUUUUAAUGAAAUUAUGGAUUCUGGUACUUAUCAAUAUGCCGUUUAUUACAAGGAUUGGCUCACUGAGGGGGUUGAGGUACCUUCAGUUCCUUCUAUCCUCAUCCCUUCAUUGUCAAUUGAGGGAUUUCAGCCGAGGGAUUCACCGGAUAACUCUUUGGAGAUAGCUAGUCCAACUGGUCCUUUCUCACCACAGCCAAUGGUGAGUAAAAAACUAUAUGAUGCUGUAUUUUCCCGCCUGAGGAAACCUGACACUGAUGAGGCUGAAGAUGAGGGCAGGGAAGAUUACUAUGAUAAUUGUGGAAAAAGUUCUGAUGAUUCUGUUGUUGAAGUUAAACAAGCAUUAGCAUACUCGUCUGUCACAGUCAUGGAUCAAAAGAUUGAAGAAGGUUCUUGUAGCAGUGCACAAGAUAAAGCAACCUUUCCUCAUGAUGUGCUCUUAUUGACAUAUGAUGAAGAAGGGAGAUCGUAUGAAGUGAGUGUUCGACCAGAAAAUGGUCUCAGUGAUGAUGCCAAAGACCCUAAUAUAUCACUGGAAACUGAAGGAGAUUCUGAGUUGUUACAUGCACAUCCACAUCAGGAAGUAAAUGAAGUUACCCUGAAGAAGCUAGCAAAAUCUGUUUUUGACCUACAAGAAACCCAGGAUUCUCAUGAUCUUGCUGUUUCUGUUCCAUCAGCUUCCCAUUCGGCACAAGUUCUCGAUUCUUCAACACAGCUGACCAAAACCAGGCCUUCCUUUGAAGAAUUACAAGGAAGUUACGAUUACUUCGAUGAAGGACCCUUUUUCUUGAACAUUCCCCAGGACUUCAUUUGUCCAUUGACGGGUCAGUUGUUUCAAGACCCAGUGACCCUUGAGACUGGUCAAACAUUUGAGAAAGCAGCCAUCAGGGAAAGGUUUGAUCAGGGAAACAGAACAUGUCCGAUUACUGGAAAAACUUUGGAGUGUCAAAGUGUACCACUUAUCAACUUUAUUCUGAAGCGAGUGGUUGAUAAUUGGAAGUCAGAGCAGUCUAGUCUUUUGUUGACUCUGGCCUCUCAAAUAGUGAGGGAUUCCAGGGAACAGCAUUCAACACCUAAGGAUGAAACAGCUAUAUUCAUAUUAGAGCCACUUCUAACUGCUUUUGGCAGAAAGGAAGGGGUAACCAAUGCCAGACAGCUUAUUUCUCUUGGAGGCUUGCAAUUUCUUAUUUGCAGGUUUGAAUGUGGAAAAUUAGAAGAGAAAACAUGCGUGGCGGCACUAUUGUCUCAUUGUAUUGAAGCAGAUGCAAGUUGCAGAAACCUGAUAGCUGAGGAAAUCAACAAACAAUGUCUCCUUGAGUUACUUCAUUGCCAGCAGGAGAAGACAAGAACAAAUGCAGUGCUGCUUCUGACUGAACUCAUUUGCUUCAGCAGGAGGAAAGAUGUUAAAUUAUAUCUAAGCAGCUUGAAAAGUGAAGAGUUAAUCAAUACCAUGCAUGUUCUGCUUGAGUGUCUCCAGAGAUUUAAGCCUGAGCAAAGACCCUUGGUUGCUGUACUUCUGCUGCACAUAGAUCUUCUGGGUGAACCUCGAAAGCACAGUGUAUAUAGAGAGGGAGCCAUUGAUGCCAUUAGGGUGGCCCUGGUUAACAGCUUAACUGAUGAGAAGGUCCGAGAAAAGUUGUGUAGAUCGCUCCUUAUAUUGGGGGGCCGAUUUUCUUCUUCUGGGGUUUUAUUGACAGAGCUUUGGAUCCUCAAGAGAACUGGGAUUUAUGGUAUGAGUAAAGAGAAUUGGAAAGAGAAUCAUCGAGGAGAUGAUUUAUUCGUGGAGGAUACUCUUCUGUUGGAAGAUGACGAGGAGAUCUUGGCGGAGUGGUUGAGGGACAUAACAAUAUCACUGCUUGGGACUGGCAAGGGUCCAUUCUUAGAAACCAUGUCGUACUGUUUACAUUCGGAGGAAUUGGAAUUGGUGGGGGUUUGUCUAACAACAGUGGCAUGGAUGAGCUGCGCACUUUCUUCGCAUUCUGAUGCCAAGUUCAUUCUGUCUGCCUUUUCAGCCCUCAUGUCUGGGCUGAAAGAGAUACUGCAAAACGGUCAGCUGUAUGAGCACAAGGUUCUCGCGUCAUUUUCUCUACUCAAUUUCAGCAAAACUCAAGAAUGCAGGAUCCUAUUGAUGACAAUUGCAGAAGAGAUAGCUGGUUCUCUACGAAUGGUCGCGGAAGUCUCAUCGGCCGCAAAGCAGUUACAUACCAUCAUUUGUGGGGAACAGAGAUCUCUAGUCUGAUUCGAAACAGUGAUAAUUCUAAAGUACUAACCUCCAUGAUGUCACAAUUUCGUGGCUUCCAUUAUUUUUCUUGUGAGUUCAUAUGAGUAAAUAAGUGUGCAGUGAAUAACAUUGAGAUGGCUCAUUGGGCCAUUGGCUUCCACUUAGUGAAAACUUUAUAGCAAA
This is a messenger RNA of Tripterygium wilfordii, 4028 nucleotides long. RefSeq names its product putative E3 ubiquitin-protein ligase LIN. Gene Ontology annotation, biological process: protein ubiquitination. NCBI's taxonomy places the organism in Eukaryota, Viridiplantae, Streptophyta, Magnoliopsida, Celastrales, Celastraceae. Gene Ontology annotation, molecular function: ubiquitin-protein transferase activity. Bases 327 to 3863 code for a protein of 1178 amino acids. The record is from RefSeq and is a predicted model, not a curated record. The transcript is spliced from 9 exons.